This is a messenger RNA of Stomoxys calcitrans (stable fly), 518 nucleotides long. It is a transcript of the gene Cpr66Cb, whose product is annotated as adult-specific cuticular protein ACP-22. Bases 66 to 518 code for a protein of 150 amino acids. NCBI's taxonomy places the organism in Eukaryota, Metazoa, Arthropoda, Insecta, Diptera, Muscidae. The record is from RefSeq and is a predicted model, not a curated record. The transcript is spliced from 4 exons. Gene Ontology annotation, cellular component: extracellular matrix.
AAAACUAGAGCAUAAUUUGCCUAAACUUUUAAAUACCAAACCAAAUAAAUUACAAAAUAAAGAAAAUGGCCCUAAAGUUUGUUAUCUUCGCCUCUGCGCUAUGCUUAUCGUUGGCAUAUCCUUUGGAUCAUCAAUACUACGAGGGAGGCCAUGAGCCUUCCUACGAACAUGAAAUUUCCCAUGAUUAUGGACAUGGCCAUCAACUUGCCCGCGUCUCACUUGGUGAGGAACACGGUUAUGGCCAUGAGGAACAUCAUGAAGACGAACAUGUCGAUUAUUAUGCUCCCCCUAAAUAUGCUUUCAAAUAUGGAGUAAAUGAUUAUCACACCGGUGAUGUCAAGUCGCAGCAUGAAACUCGUGAAGGCGAUUCAGUAAAGGGCCAAUACUCUUUGGUUGAACCUGAUGGCUCCAUUCGUACCGUAGACUAUACCGCCGACAAACACAAUGGCUUCAAUGCUGUCGUCCACAAGACAGCUCCCGUCCAUCAUCACGAAGAGGCACAUGAACAUCACUAUUAG